UAAUCUCCUGUAACAAAUGGAAGAAUUUGUAGCUGAAAAAACACAGGUCCCUUUUAAAGUUGCUCUGCUUGCUGGUGGAGCAGCUGGGACAGCUGUGGAUGUUAUACUGUUCCCGUUAGAUACCAUUAAGACCCGACUACAAUCAGAAGCUGGGUUCAUAAAGUCGGGGGGAAUUAGAGGUGUUUAUUCUGGUCUUCUUUCCGCAGCGCUGGGAUCUGCUCCUGGCGCUGCUCUGUUCUUUGUAGCGUACGAAACCUCUAAAAGUAUCUAUGGGUCAUUGGUGCAGCAUGAAGGGCUUCAAAGUAUUGGUCACAUGAUGGCUGCAACAUUAGGAGAGGUAACAGCGUGCCUUGUGAGAGUCCCUGUGGAAGUGGUGAAGCAGAGGACUCAAGUUUUCAGCACCUCGUCCUCCCUAGAGUCAUUCCGCUACACCAUGCGGUCCGAAGGCCUGAAAGGCUUCUACAGAGGCUAUGCCAGCACCGUUAUGCGCGAAGUCCCAUUUUCUGUAAUACAGUUUCCUUUAUGGGAGUUAAUGAAAUCCAAAGUAUCAGAAAAGACUGGUCAGCCAGUAACUGCUUGGCAGUCUUCCAUAUGUGGUGCCGUGGCUGGAGGAACUUCUGCGGCAAUAACCACGCCUCUCGACGUGGCUAAAACUAGGAUCAUCCUAGCUAAAAAGGGUUCGACUGUUGCCAAGGGUGAUAUAGGCUUUGUCCUACGACAGGUGAUUCAUGAGAGAGGCCUUCCUGGUCUCUUCUCUGGCAUGGUCCCUAGAGUUGUCUGGAUAUCUAUUGGUGGCUCCAUAUUUCUGGGAGUUUACGAGAAAGUUAAAAUUUGGGCAUCCUCAGUUUUAAAAUAAUUGUGGUGUCUAUGAGUGGGAUCCCCAAAGGAUCUUAGUGCUGAGGCCAAUAUAAGCUUACUGACACCAAAGCAGUAAUGCUGGUUGUACAAUAUGAAUCCCACAAUUGUUUCUGAGACUGCGUCCAUUUGAUGAACUGAAACACCAAACCCAAGAGUGUGAAGUAUAGCCAGAAGCAUAAGCAGGUCAAGUAGAAAUGCUUGCCAAUAGAAUAACUUUGGAAUGUUCCUAUUCAGGCAGCUGCCCUCAUGGAAGCAAUACAGUGCAUACCAUAAAGAAUUAUUUUUUUCUUUCUCAGCCACUUUAGUGUCCUAAAACUUUUUUUUUUCUUUUGUUCAUGUGUAUAUAAAAAAAAUGUAUUGAAAAAAAUAACUUAAUAGCAUUCAGAUUUACCGUUGUAGAUUAAACUUAGUUUUCAUUUAUAUAUAUAUAUUGUAUGUCAUUAGCUAUGUCAUCAUUCGUUUAAGUUUCUAGAUAACAGAUUUUAAGAAGAAUUUCUUUGAGGAUUUUAAAAACAAAUACAGGUUAACUGUCAUUACAGUGCCAAGUAUAAGUACUGUAGGCACUCAACUAGCUUACAUAUUUUGUGUGUGUGUGUUUACCUUACAUUUUGUCAGCUCAACUUUUAAAGAUCCUUUGUCUAAUCCCAAUACAGCUUGCCAAUUUAGCAUAUUACCAAAGCAGAAUUACAUCCUAGAUAAAUUAUCAUCAUUAUUUUUUUUAAACAUACUUUUUGGCUGUAAGAACAACUCUGCUAGCAGAGUGUAGCACACACUAGGUGUAGCUUACACGAGCAAUAAGUACGUCAAUCGACCAAGUCUGUUGGGGACAAAACAUAAGGUUGAUAUUCCAAGGAGUCUGCUUAUACUUGUUUUUGUGGCACCUAGAUUUAUCUUACAUGUUGCUCUGCUAAAAUUCUGUAGGCAUCUUGAGUCUAUAAGAAACAUUUGUAUCUUGAGUUGUCUAGCUUAAACAAACACAAAGUAAUAUGAGCUAGGUGACAUUUCUAAGGUUAUUUUUCUUUUUUUACCAGUUUUUACAUACAACUAUAUGAGUUGCUCUAUGACCUUCCAUGUGUCCACUUUAACAUGGGGACUUAGUUAAUUAAAAAAAACAAAA
Biomphalaria glabrata is the source of this 1975-nucleotide messenger RNA. Its product is annotated as S-adenosylmethionine mitochondrial carrier protein-like. Gene Ontology annotation, biological process: transmembrane transport. The record is from RefSeq and is a predicted model, not a curated record. NCBI's taxonomy places the organism in Eukaryota, Metazoa, Mollusca, Gastropoda, Planorbidae. The transcript has a single exon. Gene Ontology annotation, cellular component: mitochondrial inner membrane. Gene Ontology annotation, molecular function: S-adenosyl-L-methionine transmembrane transporter activity. Bases 17 to 856 code for a protein of 279 amino acids.